UGUUUUUUCCGGAGAAUAAUCUAGUGAAAAAUGAUCCAUGCACAAAUAUCAAGUUCCCAGACUAUUCUGUCCUUCAACUACUUUCCAAUCUAAACUGAUCAUGUUAAAGUAAUUAAUCUUUUUUUUUUCAUUGUAAAUGUUCAAUGUCAUUUCCUUAAUUUGUUUUCCAAAUCUAUUUUCGCCAAAAUUAUCUAAUGAAAUCAUUAUAUUAUAAUUUUUUGAAUUUCAAUCUAAGAUUGAAUUUUUAUGUCUCACCUGGAAAGAAAGAAAAUAAAUAAAAGAAAGGCAUAAUCACGAAAAAAAAAAAAAACUUAAAACAAGUGUAGACUCCAACACAGUGUUCUCUGAACCUAUUUUCAGAAUCGGAAAACAAAAAAGGUAUGAAGGAGAAUCAGCAAUCAGUUUUGGUGGAAUCGGCCGCUCGUUUCCCUCCACCAAAAGGGGUGAAGCUGUCAUACGGGACAGCUGGGUUUCGAGCUGAUGCAUCGUUGCUGGAAUCAACGGUGUUCAGAGUGGGGAUAUUGGCGGCGUUAAGGUCAUUGAAGACUGGAUCAGUGACAGGUGUGAUGAUCACUGCAUCGCAUAAUCAAGUAUCAGACAAUGGAGUCAAAGUGGCUGACCCGAGUGGUGGAAUGUUGACUCAGGAUUGGGAGCCUUUUGCUGAUGCCAUUGCUAAUGCACCUGAUCCAUCUUCCCUCCUUCAGCUAAUAAUUGAAUUUGCAAAGAAAGAAGAUAUUAGCUUUGAAGGAGGACGGCCAGCGGAGGUGUUAUUAGGAAGAGACACAAGGCCUAGCGGAGAGGCUCUCCUUGAUGCUGCCAAACAAGGAAUCUCUUCAAUUGUUGGAGCAAUUGGGACUGACAUGGGAGUAGUGACAACACCACAACUGCAUUGGAUGGUUCGAGCAAGAAAUAGAGGCAUGGAGGCUUCUGAAUCUAGUUAUUUUCACCAGCUUUCAAGUUCUUUCAGGUGUUUGAUGGAUUUGAAGCCUGAGGGAAUCAGGAAAAAUGUUGAUGAUAAUACAUUGGUGGUGGAUGGGGCUGAUGGUGUUGGUGGUGAAAAGCUUGACCAUUUUAAGAAGAUGUUGACUGGGUUGUGCAUUGAAGUUCGUAACCGGGGAGAUGGUAUGCUUAAUGAAGGUGUUGGAGCUGACUAUGUUCAAAAAGAGAAGGUCGCUCCACGUGGAUUUGGUCCUGCCGAUGCUGGGUUAAGGUGUGCCAGUUUGGACGGGGAUGCUGAUCGGCUAGUCUAUUUUUCAGUUAAAUUGAAUGAAAACGACAAGAUUGAACUCGUUGAUGGGGACAAGAUAUUGUCGUUGUUUGCUUUAUUUAUUAAGGAGCAACUAAGUAUUUUAAACGAGGGUGAAAGCAAAAAAGAAAAUGACUCUUACCGAGCACAUCUAGGUGUUGUGCAGACCGCUUAUGCGAAUGGGGCAUCAACUGAUUACCUUAAAGAGAUGGGUCUAGAAGUUGUGCUUACUCCAACAGGAGUCAAAUACUUGCAUGAAAAAGCUACCGAAUUUGAUAUUGGCAUAUAUUUUGAGGCGAAUGGGCAUGGAACUAUCUUGUUUUCAGAAGCUUUCCGAUGCCGGCUGGAGUCUACUCACAAGACACUUUUAUCAACAUCAGAAGGUUCAGCAAAACAGAAAGCUGCUUCAAGACUUCUGGCUGUCAGUCAGUUGAUUAAUCAGGCUGUGGGAGAUGCUUUAAGUGGACUUCUUCUAGUGGAGGUUAUCUUACAAUACAUGGGAUGGUCCAUAUGUAGAUGGAAUGAGCUUUAUCAUGAUCUACCUAGCAGACAAUUAAAGGUAAAGGUUGUCGACAGAACUGCAGUUGUCACAGCAAACGCAGAGACCGUGGCUGUUCGGCCUAUUGGUAUUCAAGAAGCCAUUAAUGCUGAAAUAGCAAAAUAUACCCAAGGACGAUGUUUUAUUAGACCAUCUGGGACAGAGGAUGUCGUAAGAGUAUAUGCUGAAGCAACCACCCAGGAUGCUGCAGAUGCACUAGCCUCUUCCGUUGCUGAACUUGUAGAUCAGUAUCUUGGUUCUGGCACUACUUGAUUAACUCACUAACAAAAUAGUCGCAAUUUUGAAUUUUUUAACUGCUUUUUAGUAGAUUGAAUACUCAAUUGAGAGAAAAAAAAAUCAUUAUUAUCCAUCUGUUUUGGUGUGUUAUUAGCUCUUUGUUAGGCCGUUUUGGAUCACGCUAUAUGGUCCUUAAGGGGCCUCUCCGGUAGAAUUAUUGAGAAGUAUAGAUAAACUGGAGCAUAUUUUGUAACUGCUUUUGACAACUAUAGUGUUUGCAUCUUCCAUUUAUGCAUCUUGCUCAAAGUUUAUAUUGGCA
Messenger RNA from Capsicum annuum, 2340 nucleotides. Its product is annotated as phosphoacetylglucosamine mutase. Gene Ontology annotation, molecular function: phosphoacetylglucosamine mutase activity. NCBI's taxonomy places the organism in Eukaryota, Viridiplantae, Streptophyta, Magnoliopsida, Solanales, Solanaceae. The transcript is spliced from 9 exons. Gene Ontology annotation, biological process: carbohydrate metabolic process; UDP-N-acetylglucosamine biosynthetic process. The coding region runs from base 381 to 2057 and encodes 558 amino acids. The record is from RefSeq and is a predicted model, not a curated record.